Molecule: messenger RNA, 564 nt
Organism: Vitis riparia (riverbank grape)
Lineage: Eukaryota; Viridiplantae; Streptophyta; Magnoliopsida; Vitales; Vitaceae
Product: agamous-like MADS-box protein AGL80
Exons: 1
Coding region: 1-564 (187 amino acids)
Molecular function (GO): DNA binding; protein dimerization activity
Source: RefSeq, a predicted model, not a curated record
AUGGCGUUGUCUAAUCUGUGUGGGGUGGAGGCUGCUAUGGUCAUCUUCUGUCCAGAUGAUGAACCAGCAUUUUGGCCUUCUAAGCCAGCGGUGGAACAACUAUUCAGGAGGUAUGAAGAGAUCCCUGUUAUGGAGCGAAGCAAGAAGAUGUUGAAUCAAGAGAAUUUCCUGAGGGAGAGGAUCGCCAAGAUUAGAGAACAGACAAGGAAGAGCCUGAAGAGGUCUCUAGAGAUGGAGAUGAAUGACCUCGUAUAUCAGAUUGUUAACGGGAAUCAAAUGUAUGAACUUCCCAUUAGUGACCUGACUAAUGUGAUGCGGUUCUUGGAAGAGAAGAACAGUGAAGUAUGCAAAAGGGCCCAACAUCUUCAUGAGUUUCCUCCCCUUUCCGGGAAUGGUACUUCAUCAUCACCGUCUCUUCCUCCUGGCCUGAUCUCUGCUCCGGAAGGGGCAGCCCCAUCGGGAGGCCUUGAUACAGAGGGAACCGGUACCAUCGACAAGCCUAUGAGCAAUAAGUGGAUCAUUGAUAAGAGCUUGGUUAACAAUAUUGCUGGUAACAGUGGUUGA